Phialemonium atrogriseum is the source of this 1769-nucleotide messenger RNA. RefSeq names its product UBX domain-containing protein 4. Gene Ontology annotation, cellular component: endoplasmic reticulum. The record is from RefSeq and is a predicted model, not a curated record. The transcript has 5 exons. Lineage: Eukaryota; Fungi; Ascomycota; Sordariomycetes; Cephalothecales; Cephalothecaceae. The coding region runs from base 227 to 1630 and encodes 467 amino acids. Gene Ontology annotation, molecular function: protein binding.
UGGCCUUACGAGCCAGAGCCACAACAGUCCGACAUGUGGACAGCUUUCUGAGGACCCAUCCUAACCUGCACUUAUACCACUGUAAAGAAGCUCUCUCUGUGUAUAACGUACACUUACAACACUCGAAGUUCAUAUAUCCUGCAAUUUGCCAACUUCCACAAAGUGUCACUGAAACGCUUUAGCCUCGUUAACCUCGUGCAUCUUGCUCGGUUCCACUAUACUGAAUAUGACUGAGACCAUGUUCUUCCAAGGGACUCUUCAGGAAGGCAUCUCGGCGGCUCUUCAGCAAUCCAAGUCCGUGGUUUGCUUCGUCACAGACGACCAGGCCGAGAGUCAACGAUGGGAGUCGGAGUUCCUUGCCGAUGAAUCUUUGAAAGUCCCUCUAGAAGACCAGGCUAUCACCCUUCGCCUACAAGCUGGCUCUACUGAGGCUGGGUAUCUCGCCGCAAUCUUUCCACUGCCCAAGACUCCUACUGUCGUUAUCAUCAAAAAUGGCCAGUUGAAAGAGUACAUCGCUCCCGAGGUGUCCAAGGAGGACUUUGUGGCAAGAGCGCGCACCGCGCUGUCAGCGGCAGCCGAUGAUUCGGCCCAGGCACCGUCUUCUGGAGGGGGUGUCCCUUCCCAGGUACCGGACAGUGCACAGCCAACUGGCAACACUUCCACGGAGAGUUCCGGCCAGGCCACGCCCUCGUCAGCGACGGAGCAAGAACCCAGCACCGUGCAGACUCUCCUCUCUGAACGAGCCGCGAGGCUGGAGGCGCAGCGGAAGAAGGAAGCCGAAGAGGCCAAGCUGCGCCGCAAAGCCAAAGCGGCGGAGGGGGAGAAGCCGAGAGGCUCUGAGGCCCAGACCAAGCAUGCGGAGUCGCUGAAGCGGAGGCAAAAGGAGGCGCGAGAAGAGCGGCAGCGGAUUCUCCAGGCCAUUGAGGACGACAAGGCCGCGCGCAAGGCCCGCCAGUCCGAGAAGGAAGCGGAGAGGAAGCUGGCCUUGGAGGCUCAGAACCAAGACAAGCAGACCGCUUCCCCGGCACUGUCGAGCACGCUGCCCGCAACCACGAGAUCCAGCGAGCAUUGUUUCCUCCAGGUCCGGCUCUUUGAUGGUUCCACCUUACGAAAUCGCUUCCCCAGCGGUAGCCGCCUCGGGGCCGACGUCAGGAAAUGGGUCGACGAAAACCGCGGGGAUGACAAGCAUCCCUAUACCUUCAAGGUGGUGCUGACCCCGCUGCCUAACAAGAACAUCGAUAUCACAGAAGAGGACUCCUCACUACAGGACCUGGGGCUGACGCCGUCCUCGACGCUGAUCCUUGUCCCGGCAUCCAAGACUGCGGUGGCGGCAUAUGCCGCGUCAGGGGGAAACCCGGUGUCGAGGUUCAUUGCCUUCAUCCUAGCAUUAAUCAAUGGCUUCAUUGCCAAUGUCAUCGCAUUCUUCACCACCAUGUUCAGCACCAGCGGGCCGCCCCGUCAACAUCCUGCACCGGAGGCCGGUCGCGAACAGACCGCCGUGGCGUCUGGCCUUGACGAGGCCCGGAUCAAGGAGCUCAGGACCCUGAGAGAACGGCGGAACGAACAGCAGUUUUACAACGGCAACUCGACUAACUUCGAACCGAGGAAGGACGACGUGGAAGAGGAUUAGAAGCUUGAAGUGAAGAAGAUCAGGAGCCUGAAAGGAACAUGGGAGUUUUGGUGGAAAAUAUUAUCAAGCAUGCCAUGACUAUAGAGUGGAAAUGGUGCCACCUGCUGUAUUCUACAAUAAUUCUGAUGCUAUGCAUUCC